Messenger RNA from Oreochromis niloticus (Nile tilapia), 5366 nucleotides. RefSeq names its product gamma-aminobutyric acid type A receptor subunit gamma3 (gene gabrg3). Gene Ontology annotation, molecular function: GABA-A receptor activity; extracellular ligand-gated monoatomic ion channel activity. Gene Ontology annotation, cellular component: membrane. The transcript has 9 exons. The coding region runs from base 420 to 1763 and encodes 447 amino acids. The record is from RefSeq and is a predicted model, not a curated record. Gene Ontology annotation, biological process: gamma-aminobutyric acid signaling pathway; chloride transport; monoatomic ion transmembrane transport. Lineage: Eukaryota; Metazoa; Chordata; Actinopteri; Cichliformes; Cichlidae.
GAAAGAAAGAAAAACACCACUAAAGAGAACAGGUGUAACAGCUCUAAUAAGAUCUGUAAAGUAGCCCCUACAGUGGAGUGACGCAGGCUUGGCCACAGAGGAGUUUUUGGUGGACCAGGGGCUUUCAGAGGGACGCAUUCAGAGUGUGCGCACCUGCGUAAAACACAAGCAGCGUCCGCUAUCCAGGAAUUGCAACCCUGUACAGGUGAGACCAGCUGCUCCUCCGUCUAUACGAGGAGGCACUCCCACGAGGAAGGAUCUAUUUCACAACAAUGAAUGACAUUUCUGCUGGAUUACAAACUACGAAGGGCUGCUCUUACGUUUUCUCCCCUGAGCAGCAGUGACCGUCGCGUCCAGACACCGACACCUUACGCACCGUCCUCUCACACAUCUCUACUUGUUGUCCUUCUGCGACAAACAUGACAUCCCCGCUACUGGCUUAUAUCCUACUUCUUUCAGCCCUUCAUACCUGCUCUCUAACAAUCGAGUCCGAGGAGGACUACGAGGAUGUCACCGUGAACCAGAUGCUGGCUCCUAAAUCCCAGCAAACCGACGCCACGGAAAUACUCAAUAAUUUACUGAAAGAAUAUGACAAGAAACUGCGACCGGAUAUUGGAGUUAAACCAACUGUCAUUGACGUUGAUAUAUACGUGAACAGUAUUGGGCCAGUUUCUUCAAUAAAUAUGGAAUAUCAAAUUGACAUCAUCUUUGCCCAGACGUGGACAGACAGUCGCCUCAGAUACAACAGCACAAUGAAAAUACUGACUCUGAACAGCAACAUGGUUGGACUUAUUUGGCUACCUGACACCAUCUUCAGAAACUCCAAGACUGCAGAUUCCCACUGGAUUACAAUGCCUAACCAGCUGCUCAGGAUAUGGAACGAUGGGAAGAUACUUUAUACCUUAAGGUUGACCAUAAAUGCAGAGUGCCAGCUGCAGCUGCACAACUUUCCAAUGGAUGAACAUUCAUGUCCGCUCAUCUUCUCCAGCUAUGGAUACCCACAAGAUGAAAUGAUUUACAAGUGGAGGAAGAACUCUGUGGAGGCGGCUGACCAAAAGUCCUGGCGUCUGUACCAGUUUGAUUUUAUGGGUCUGAGGAACACUACAGACGUCAUAAAGACUACAGCAGGCGACUACGUGGUGAUGACUGUGUACUUUGACCUGAGCAGAAGAAUGGGCUACUUCACCAUCCAGACAUACAUCCCCUGCAUCCUCACUGUGGUUUUGUCCUGGGUGUCCUUCUGGAUUAAAAAAGAUGCCACUCCAGCCAGAACAGCUUUAGGUAUAACCACAGUUCUGACCAUGACCACUCUCAGUACCGUGGCCAGGACAUCACUGCCCAGAGUGUCUUAUGUCACCGCCAUGGACCUGUUUGUCACCGUCUGCUUCCUGUUCGUCUUUGCUGCUCUGAUGGAGUACGCUACGUUAAAUUACUACUCGUACAGCGUUCAAAGACCCAGCUACAUGGAACCGAAAAGACUGAACUACUCAGUCCUCGAUGUGAGACCUCCUCCACACACAGUCAUCGCUUUAAACAACUCCAUGUACUGGCAGGAAUUUGAAGAUGCUUGUGUCUACGAGUGUCUGGACGGAAAAGACUGCCAGAGCUUCUUCUGCUGUUUCGAGGAGUGUAAAGAAGGCGGAUGGAGGAGAGGCCGCGUCCACAUAGAUGUACAUGAACUGGACGCAUACUCCCGCGUUUUUUUCCCCACCUCCUUCUUACUCUUCAACAUCGUCUACUGGGUAGGCUAUCUCUACCUUUAGCACACUGAGGGUGCCUGCUUGGUUUCAGGAGAUGGACAGUGCAGCUUAACAGAGGUAAUUCAAUCUGAAUAAAAGGUAACACCAAAUAAACUCUUUCCUGUGGACCCUGAAGCAGUUACCUGGAGAUGAAAACACAGUCAGGAGGACUGUGCGUUUGUGGUGUGCGUGUGUGUGUGCGUGUCUGUGUGUGUGCGCAGCCCUGUGCCUGGCAGAGAUUUCAGCCUCAGUGACUUCAGGUAUGAGAAUACAUCACAAUAGUGACUCUCUUCAUAUGCUGUACACAGAGGGAUGUCAGGAUGGACUGUGCACUAACGACGACUUGAAGACGAAGAAGAAAAUGUGUCCCAGACUCCUCAGUCAGGAGGAUGGCUUGUGUUGUAGGGAAUGCUUUUAUCCAGCCAUCAGUCAGAUCCAGAUGAUGAAAAUCCAAGGACGUUCAAACCAUUCAUAGUGCCUUCCUCUGGAGGGGUAGAUACUAUCUGCUACAAUAAUCAGGGAAUAAUGAUUUAUUAAGAAAAAUAGAAGAGCCUGGUUUUGACUGAUUAUGGCUAUUCUCAUUCAGAACCCCAUUUAAAAAAUGGCCAUUUCUUGGAAAACACAAAGGAUUAUUAGAUUCUUAUCACUUGAUUAUGACUUUCAGCCACUAGACAUGGCUCAUCCCUCCUUCGUCACAACACUUUGAGUUCUCUGUAUGUUAUAAAGAUCAAGCUGGUAAAUGGACGAUUCAAAUGAACUUGACAGCCAAGAUAACAGCGUGUGCUUUACUGGUAUAUUUUUAUUACAUUUUAUGGUGUUAAACCAAUUCUUUCAAUGGUUCUUUAUACUGUUUGUGUUACUAUAGUAACAAGUCAAACUGUGGGUUUUACUUACUCUACACCGGGGGGGGGGAAGGAAAAUUAAAUUACUGAAGAAAAGUCUGUCUUUGGUACAAAAAACCAGCCAACAGAGAUCAACAACCACAUGUAUGUGCUUAUGAAAAAAUACUUUCCUUUGAAAGAAUACUUUUUCUAUAUUCUGCGAAAUACACCUGUUGAAUUUCUUGUAUUAGAUAAGAAGACUUCCUCCAGGACCUAUAUAUAAAUUUAGAGGUCCCAGCUGGAUCGUUUAGCUUAGCAUAAAGACUACCUUCUUGGAGUUUAUGACUUUGGCCUCCCUGCAAUUUGGUUUUUGCACAUACGAGAAUAAGUCUACUCUGCUUCACUUAGUUUGGCAGGACCAACAUCAGUCACACCAAUAAAUCUAUAGGAACAUGACAAAGAUGUGGCUUCAGUUAAAAUUAUCCCAUUUAACUCUAUAACACUAAUGUGCAGUUCUGUAACAUUAGCUUUGAGUAUAAAACAUACUUUCCAUCAAAAUAUAUUAAAGUACAACAAUACAUAACAAAUUGAAGUACUCUUCUUUUAUUUCCCCUUAUAUAUGAUCUAAUGAAAUAAAAUGGCUCUAGAAUUAGUCAAAAAUGUAGGAAUCAUUAAAAAAAUGAAUUAAAGAGCUUGUUUUUUGGUCCACCCAGUCCUGAGACAUGUGAGCCUUGUCCGGUGAAGGCACAGUCUCCCUGCAUUACAGAAAACUCUGGGCGAGAGAAACACAAAAGCGUUUAUUCUGAAGGGAGAAAAUGAUCUGCUGAAUAUAAUUUUUUUUAUUCUUUUUAUCAUUUAAAUUCUAUUGGAAAUUACCACUAAAUGAUAUUUAUUCAUUGUGUGAGUUAAAAUCACCCAACAUUAGAGUUCUUGGGUUGAAUUUAAAUAAAUAUUCCUGGUACAAAAUAAAGUAUGUCAUAAAAAAGUAAAACUUUAUCAACCUUUAAUGCAAGAAGGAUCUAAUAAAGCUAUGCCAGCACCAGAUUAAUAAUAUGCAGUUAUUAACACAAAUAACAUUUAUAAUAUCCAGGGAUGCUAGGCCUGACCUAGACUCAUUUUAAGUUCCCACCAAAACAAUAAAAACCAGCUUCCCUCUUAUCUAAUAAAAACCCAGAGACAGCACAGACAAAAUAUACAAGACUGCAGCCUACCAAACAGUAGCAUAAAGCAUAUAACAAUAACAUAAAAGAGCUUAAAUAAUACAACAGGUCAGGUUAUAACAGGCCAAACGAAACCCAGAACCUGCUUCAAUCAAUCAUCUAACUCUGGACAUGGAGGCAAAAUAUUCUAGAAUGUGUAAUUAUUCUUUUAAAAGAAACCUUAGCAGUGAGUUGUUGCUGAUCAAUGUGAGUCACACAUAUGGAAUGAACAUGGAAGUUUUCUUUUACAUUUGCAGUAAGAUGUGGAGGCUUUGGGGGUGGAAAAUUUGGGGUUAAAUGUAUUUACAGGCAGCAGGCGCAACAAAACUGUUUAUGUCUACCAGCUGGAUUGUCACAGAUUGGGCUCCUUUGAGAUGAAACACCCUGGGAGCCGAGGCAGCCAUGCUUAUAAUGGAAGUGUUCUUUUUCUACAUGAGCAUAUUCACACCGUGUAUUGGCGUCACACAGCAGCCACUCCUUAGCACACACUAGAUAAAGUAACUAGGCAAAGAAUAGUGUUUGCUCUGCUGUUUAACUAAUGCCUAGGUUCAAUGUAAUGGGUGUCACUGGUACAUAAUUGUAGGCACAAAUAUAAUAAUCCUGCUUAUUACAAUCACCAAUCUCUGUUUGCAUGCAAUAAACAGUUACAAUUACGCUGAAGAGGCUAUGAUACGUUAGAAAUAGAGUUAUAGUUUUAAUAUGGACUGUUUGUAUCAUAAUUUGAUUUCCGUGUUUCCACCUGGCAUUAGCGACCGUUGAAUUGCCUUAGCGUAGCCCACCCUGAGCUGAGACGAACACCAGAAAGAUGUAUUUACCUCUGAUAAAUAACCUCAGCGUGGUUAAGACCUCACUUCAGCAACGGUUACUCCUUUGCUUUUGGCAGUAAACCAAGUCGGAACUUUUUAUAUCCCUUUUUCAGCUUUUUUCUUUUAAUUAUAUUUGCUAUGUUUGUGCCAAAUAUUUCACACAGGUGCCCUCUCAUUUGUUUAUUCAGACAUGCCUGAGCAACCCUGAAAUGGUUAUUUUAAUGUUUUAAUACUGAGGAAACAGCACGGUGUGGUAUGUUGGAAAAACUUGUACUCUACCAGGGUUGACACUGAGUUAUGGUACAGGAACGCAUACGUGAAUAAUGAAUUCAAGGCUUUUUUAAAUUUCUUUAUUUGCUUCAGUUUAAUUAAAUGACAUCUUAAAAUGGGAAAUGUCAAUGUGCAAAAGAAUAUUGAAAGAAAAUUUUCAGGAUUUCCACACAGAAAAAGGGUCAACUCUGUCAACACUGGUGUAAAGUGCCGCCCACUAUGCCAGCAGCUAAAAUGAAUGAAAAUGAAAAUGUUGGUUUGCGUGCUCAAUGUGUUUCUUCAACAAACACAAAAUGCUGAAAGCACUUCUUCUGUUCUCUUUGUUUCUCAACUUGAACAGCCACGUAUCAUUUUCUCUGUCCUAAUUUGGGGGCAAAAAUGUACUUUUAUGAUCCAUGUUUGUGUUAGCGGAGCUGCCCAGAUGUGACAGUGCCCCGACUCCCUUCUGCUGACACAUGAAGGGCGAUGCAAUAAGAUUUUCUGAGUGGUGCUCUACCUUACACUCUUACACUACAUUACCAUGUAAAGAUG